CGCGUCUUCUGCAAUUCCCCCUUCUUUUUCCCUCAACUCAUGUCUCUGUCACUCUUCUGGUUCUCUCUCAUUCUCACCGAAAGAGACAAACGAGGGAGAACUGAAGGGUUCUUCCCCAGAGAUUAGAGAAACCCAUCUUCUCUUUUGGCCUAUUUCUAAUUCUUCCCCCCGAAGUUCUCUGUUUUAGGGUUUUUCUUUUCUCAGUGAAGCUCCACCGUUCUAUUUCAGAGGCUUUUGGGGAAAGAGGGCAUCGAAUUAAAAAAAUACAUAGACGGUGGUGUAUACUCUCCGAGUCAGUUUGGUGAGUUUUGAAUAUAUUAUAUAUUCUUUUCUUUCUCAUUAGUUUAAAAAAGAGGUCGGUUCUGUCUUGUGACACUUCUGGUUGCUAUUGCUACUGCUUUUGCAAUCGCUUUAUAUAUCAAAUCGGAGUAGGAAACUUGUGGGGUUUAUGGGUUCUUGCAUUACUGGAGUUUACUAGUUUAGGGAUUGGAUUUUGUUCGAUCUCUGAGCGGAGAAAGGGGGGUAUGGUAUGGUUUUUAGUUUUUUGAUCUGUGGAAUGUCAAAAGUGGUUUUUGGAGCAAACCCAUUUGAAGAUGGCUCCGAUUCGGCAUCAAAUCUUUCAGAAGGAUGGGUUUCUGAGCUACCCUCCUCCCAUGGCGGAUUCUUCUUCGUCCCCUUUUGUUGGAACUUACAAUAAGGAACCAACCCCACCUGCAUCGUCUUCUGCAACCUCGUCUGGCACGAGGAUAAGUCCAGCAGUUCUUUUUAUCAUAGUCAUUUUGGCUGUUUUGUUUUUCAUCUCUGGUUUGCUCCAUCUUCUUGUUAGAUUCCUUAUAAAGCACCCAUCUUCCUCAGCCUCCUCUCAAUCUAACAGAAACCCAGAACUUUCUCCUUCUGAUGCACUUCAGAGACAGCUGCAGCAGCUCUUCCAUCUCCAUGAUUCUGGUUUAGAUCAAGCUUUUAUAGAUGCACUUCCUGUUUUCCAGUAUAAAGAAAUAGUGGGUCUGAAGGAGCCAUUUGAUUGUGCUGUUUGUUUGUGUGAGUUUUCUGAGAAGGACCAACUAAGAUUACUUCCUAUGUGCAGCCAUGCCUUUCAUAUCAACUGUAUAGACACUUGGCUCUUGUCAAAUUCAACGUGUCCUCUUUGUCGAGGAACCCUCUUUAACCCCGGGUUCUCGAUUGAAAAUCCGAUGUUUGAUUUCGACGAUCUGGGAGACGAAGAUGAGUGUUCUGGGAAUGCAGAUCGCAGGUUCCCUACUUGUCAGAAAACAAUGGAAAUUCAAGAGGUAGUGAAUGAGAAGGGGGUUUUCCCUGUGAGACUUGGAAAAUUCAGGAGGAUGAAUCCGGCCGAGCCUGUAGAGACUGAAGUUGGAGAGACCAGUAGUAGUAAUUUGGAUGCUAGGAGAUGUUAUUCAAUGGGAUCGUAUCAAUACGUUGUUAUCGACGCUGACCUCAGAAUCGCCUUGUCUAAAGCUCGACGAGAGGGUGAUAAUAAACAGCUCUCCAAAGAUWCAGAACCAAAUAGCAUCUCUCCAGUCCAAGCAGACUUGGAUGGAAAGAAGCUGAAUAGUGUAGUUAAAGGAGAGAGUUACUCCGUUUCGAAGAUCUGGCUUUGGUCUAAAAAGGGGAAGUUCGCGAGUUCUACCGAACCGCAGAUAGGUAUGCCUUCUUCUCUAAAUAUGGACUUGCCAUGGUUGAGGCAAACACAAGGGCCAUGAUAAAAUAAAAAUGACCUCAAAACUGUUUUUUUUUCUUUCCUUUUUUGGGUUGAAAUUGAAAAUGAUCCUUAUCAAUGUUUGUUGUAUCUACUUAGAUUUUUGUAUUUGAAAUUUUCAUGGUGCUAACUUGUGAGCUAUUGAUUAUGACAAGAAUGCUCAACAGUCCUCCUACCACUGAAAUCAGAAAUCUCAUCCUUUUCUUCUGAGCUAUUUUUCGACAUUUGAAUGGCACUAUAGUAUUUCUAGAAUAGGAAGAGCGGUGAUGUCUCGAACACUAAUAAACAUGAUUCAUGAAAGUUGGAGCAAUCAACAUGAACUCUGCUAGUGUAGUGUAGUAGAUUAGAUCCUAUGAAUCAUUUUGAUGUUAAAUUUUGGAGGCC
Momordica charantia (bitter melon) is the source of this 2098-nucleotide messenger RNA. Its product is annotated as RING/U-box superfamily protein. Gene Ontology annotation, molecular function: ubiquitin protein ligase binding. The record is from RefSeq and is a predicted model, not a curated record. Lineage: Eukaryota; Viridiplantae; Streptophyta; Magnoliopsida; Cucurbitales; Cucurbitaceae.